CAAUAAUUCCAAAACCAGGAAUAUUACUGUCAAACUCAAAACCUCUGGAACUCGCGCAAAGACGCACCAUUUCCCUUCAAACUGAAAGGCUGAGCGGUUGACACACUUUUUCGCUUUGAGAAAGAGAGAAACAGAGACUGUACACUCCUGAAUCCUGACCAACCACACGAUACUUUCCUCUCCGUCGAAACCCAGAAUUGCAUUUUCGAUUGAAGCCAGAAACCAGAAGAAAAAUCACCAAGAAAAUGGUGGAUUUUGCUCGGGUUCAGAAGGAGCUGCAAGAGUGCAACCGGGAUUUUCAGGUAUCAGGAAUAAAGGUUAUGCCGAAGGGCGAAGCCAACCUGGCUCACUUGCUUGGUACUAUCCCCGGUCCGAUUGGUACUCCCUACGAAGGCGGCACCUUCAAGAUCGACAUCACUUUGCCUGCAGUCAAACUGCCGGUUUUUCCAAUAUAUGUAGUGAGUGAGUGCUACCAAUUGGUGUUUAGCUGGACAAAAGAACUUCUUACUUUUUUUCUCUGUGCAGAUGGUUACCCCUUUGAGCCUCCAAAAAUGAAGUUUGCCACUAAAGUAUGGCAUCCUAAUAUAAGCAGCCAAAGUGGAGCAAUAUGCUUGGAUAUACUGAAAGACCAGUGGAGCCCAGCACUGACUUUGAAAACGGCACUCCUUUCUAUCCAAGCAUUACUUUCAGCUCCUGAACCUGAUGAUCCCCAAGAUGCCGUGGUAGCACAACAGUAUCUCAGAGACUACCAGACAUUUCUGGGAACAGCUCGUUAUUGGACAGAAGCAUUUGCAAUGACAUCGUCUCUUGGUGUUGAGGAAAAGGUGCAAAAGCUCGUGGAGAUGGGAUUUCCUGAAGAUUUAGUAAGAACUACAUUGGAGAAUGUUGGCGGUGAUGAAAACUUGGCUCUUGAGAAGCUUUGCUCUACUUGAUACUCACUGCAGCAAUGGAGUCUACAUGCUAUACAAAACAGUAAAACAGUACUAUAUAAAGACAUCAUGCUCUUGGCCCGUUUUCCACUUUCAAUAUCUCUAACCGACAGUUUCUUUCUGAA
Molecule: messenger RNA, 1054 nt
Organism: Sesamum indicum (sesame)
Lineage: Eukaryota; Viridiplantae; Streptophyta; Magnoliopsida; Lamiales; Pedaliaceae
Product: ubiquitin-conjugating enzyme E2 27
Molecular function (GO): protein binding
Source: RefSeq, a predicted model, not a curated record